AUGCCGGUCGCUUUCACCGGUCACACCCCCCAGCACCAGCCUGACCUCCAGCCGGUCGCACCUGGCCCAUAUGUGCCUGACCCUCCCCGAGCGUUGCCAUUCCCCGUCGCCGAAAGCUCAUUGUGCCAACAAGCCGUCCAGACACUGGACUUGCUCCCCGGCGUUUCGGCCCAGCUGGUGGGGAGCUCCGGCGAGUCGGACCCAUUCCUGCUGCGUCACUGCAAGUUCGACGACUAUGGCUUUCUGAACUUCCAUCAGGUUCGACUUCGCAAUGCCGGUGGGGUGCCCUGGAACGAAAAGAUCCCUGUCCAUUACCUCGUUACCGACGAUGCUCUCUGUGAGGCUGCGUCGACAAGAGGUGCUCGACAAUACCCAUCCCCACGGCAGGAACUAGACGCUCUCGUUCCUGUGGAGCAUGGGCAGCGCCUUCUGUCCCUGUUCCUCAGUCAUGUGUGGCCAAGUCUACCCAUCGUAUCUACUUUCAUUGCUUCCGAGGAGAUACGGAGCAUCCCAGUUCACCUGAUGGCAGCUCUCUAUGCAUCCGCCCUACCGUUUGCCAAAUUUGACGACUCUCUUUCCAUCGUAUAUGCUUAUCAACCAGCACCGACAUCCCAGCUCUGGCGGUUGACGCUCGACCUCGUGCAAGAAGAGAUGCACAGACCGCAUCUUUCUGUCCUCCAGGCCGGCCUCCUAUACCUACACCGACCAUCCGAGACAUCACAAGAGGCAGCUGUCGCUGACAGCCCGUUCGUCUGGUCAUUCGUCGGAAUGAUGGUCGGUCUCGCCAUGACCCUAGGGCUGCAGCUGGAAUGCCGACCGAUGGGCAUGCCUCUCUGGGAACGACGCCUCCGCCGACGUCUGUGGUGGGCCAUCUACAGCGAAGACAAAUGGCGCGCUUUGCUGGGUGGACGGCCGCCAUACAUCAACGAGUAUGAAUGGGAUGUCACGGACAUUGAUGAGGAUGACUUUGAGGCAGCUCCAUCAGAGCGAUUCAUCCUCGUGGUGAAGCUGGCGCGGAUUGCAGAUGAAAUCCAAAGCUCGUUAUACUCCCUCCGAGCUGCUCAACGACUUUCAUCCAAUUUCGCUCAGUCACUGCAAAUCUCGCGGAUCCUUCUCCGAAAGCUGCAAGAAUGGUUCUCUCUCGUACCGCUGUCCACCGCAGAUGGGAGUAGGAGCCCCGACCUACCGAGCAGCGUCCACUUUGCCUACCUCCUCCUUGAGGUCUUUGUGUUUCGCGCAUUGCUCCGCCCCAUGGUCCCCAACAAGCCCCCACCGCGACUGAUCGAUGAGAGUGAAGAGAUCCCCCUGUUUCCAGACUUCACGGUGGACGACUACCUGGCGCAGAUUAUCGGCGACGAAAGCAUAACUGGAGAGAUCCCGGCGACUACCGUAGCAGCCGACGACAGAUCAAUGCCCAUGGUGCUAAACGCAGCCGAGAACAGCGCAGCAAACAUCCUCCGACUCAUCUCGCGCAUAGAUAUUGCAGAAAUGGGCUCCUUCUGGUAUUCAUGGUGCCGUAUCGGCUUCGCAACCGUAAGCAACUUCAUGCUCCUCCUCCUCGUCCAGGCGCCGUCUGCAGAGCAUGCAAUUCGAGCAAAGAGGUUGGUCUAUGGCUGGCAGCAGGCGCUGCGGAGUCGGAGCCAGGGCUGGAACAUGGUGGAUUUGGGACUUGUACGGCUGAACGGACCGUUGGGAAUGGGAGUGGGCAAUGUCUUUUAUCUUCCGUCGCAUGUUCAGGACGUCUUGGACUCUGUAGGUUAA
Messenger RNA from Aspergillus mulundensis, 1761 nucleotides. RefSeq names its product fungal specific transcription factor domain-containing protein. Gene Ontology annotation, molecular function: zinc ion binding; DNA binding. The record is from RefSeq and is a predicted model, not a curated record. Gene Ontology annotation, cellular component: nucleus. Bases 1 to 1761 code for a protein of 586 amino acids. Lineage: Eukaryota; Fungi; Ascomycota; Eurotiomycetes; Eurotiales; Aspergillaceae. Gene Ontology annotation, biological process: DNA-templated transcription. The transcript is spliced from 3 exons.